CUUGUAUCGUCAUCGCCGUGAUCCCAUGGCACCUCUUCCCUUCGCACUCCGUGCCCGGCCGCCGUCCUGCCCAUACGCCCAUACGGGUAAUGCCAUACCCCAUCACAACGGUCCGUCUAUCCCUUCCCUUGGAAACGUCCACGCAUCCUCCGUCUCCGUCCCCAUCUCGCGAAGCUAGCGGGAAUAACAAGCAACGAUACCUACGACGACCUACCCCCCUUUCCCUGCUCUCUCCUUCCAACUCUUGUUUCUGCAACGCCAGGGCGCAACCAUGGGUCAGCAGCAGCAAGGGCCGGCGGCCAGGCGGAUGGCCACGCUCGCCUCCCACCUGCGCCAUCCCUCCGUCUCUCACCCUCAGAUGGAAGAUGUUCCCCUCUUGAGGGGAUCCAAUUGCCGUGCAAAAGGUGCGGCGCCAGGCUUCAAAGUCGCGAUCUUGGGUGCAGCAGGUGGGAUUGGGCAGCCACUUGCGCUAUUGAUGAAGAUGAACCCUCUUGUUUCGGUGCUCCAUCUAUACGAUGUCGUCAACGCACCUGGUGUCACAGCCGACAUCAGCCACAUGAACACUGGUGCUGUGGUACGUGGCUUCUUGGGCCAGCCACAGUUGGAAAAUGCCCUGGCUGGAAUGGAUCUUGUAAUAAUUCCUGCUGGUGUCCCUCGGAAACCUGGGAUGACAAGGGAUGAUUUGUUCAACAUAAAUGCUGGAAUAGUCCGUACCCUGUGUGAAGGAAUUGCAAAAUGCUGCCCUAAUGCAAUUGUGAAUGUGAUCAGUAAUCCUGUCAACUCUACCGUCCCAAUUGCUGCUGAAGUUUUCAAGAAAGCUGGAACUUAUGACCCUAAGCGGCUUUUAGGUGUGACCACACUUGACGUAGUGAGAGCAAAUACGUUUGUGGGAGAGGUUCUUGGACUUGACCCCAGAGAGGUAAAUGUUCCAGUCAUUGGUGGGCAUGCAGGAAUUACGAUACUACCACUCCUUUCACAGGUGAAUCCUUCCUGCUCAUUCACCUCGGAAGAGGUUAAAUACCUCACUUCUCGCAUACAGAAUGGUGGGACAGAAGUAGUCGAGGCUAAAGCUGGAGCAGGAUCAGCAACUCUUUCAAUGGCCUAUGCAGCUGCCAAAUUUGCAGAUGCUUGCCUGAGAGGAUUGCGUGGUGAUGCUGGGAUAAUAGAGUGCUCUUAUGUGGCUUCUCAGGUCACAGAGUUGCCUUUCUUUGCAUCCAAAGUGCGGCUAGGGCGAUGUGGCAUUGAGGAGAUCCUACCACUUGGACCAUUAAAUGAGUUCGAGAGAUCUGGUCUGGAGAAGGCAAAGAAAGAGCUGGCGGAGAGUAUCCAGAAGGGCGUCUCUUUCAUCAAGUGAGGCCGGCGACGGCCAGCCCAACAUAGAAAUAGAUGUGGCGUGUUUCUGCUUCUUGAGAACUCAUCUUGUUAUCUCUCUGUAAGACUGAGUGCAUGACACGAAUAAUCCACGUACACGGCUGUACUAAAAAGAUGAUGAAUCUGUGGUGGCUAAAAAAAGGGAAAUAGAAAAGUCUGGUAAUAAAAGUUGUUUCUGAAC
This is a messenger RNA of Zea mays, 1552 nucleotides long. RefSeq lists its product as uncharacterized. The transcript is spliced from 9 exons. NCBI's taxonomy places the organism in Eukaryota, Viridiplantae, Streptophyta, Magnoliopsida, Poales, Poaceae. Bases 272 to 1354 code for a protein of 360 amino acids. The record is from RefSeq and is marked provisional. Gene Ontology annotation, cellular component: chloroplast; cytoplasm. Gene Ontology annotation, molecular function: L-malate dehydrogenase (NAD+) activity. Gene Ontology annotation, biological process: tricarboxylic acid cycle; malate metabolic process.